AUGUCUGACGGACCGGGUCCCAACACCACUGACCUUCUUCAGGCCAAUCAAUUGACGAUACGUUCCGUUAACGGCUUAGUAACUGGCUUCACUGGCCCGCCCGGACUGUCUGCUGGAGGACUAACUAUGACUCCUGGUCUGGGCUCGGCCAUUUGGCCGGAUCCUCGUACGGGUAUCAUAUCUGGACAAAACGGUUCCGGCUCCGGAUCCACAACCUUGGUGGGCAAUUGUGCUGGUUCUGCCACUCUGGGCAUCGGUAGUUCCGGGCUUGGGUCCAUGUCUGGCGCAGGAAUAACAUACCCAGUUGGAACAGGCUUGCAGUCUAGUCUUUUGGGGAUCGCUAGUCCAAUCUGUGGUGGUAGGAUUCAUAGCAGAAUGCCGGCUCUUGCUAGAGCAGCGCUUCGCGAAAAGAUUUAUGCUGGUAUUCUUAAUUACUUCAGGUUGGUUUCAGUAUCGUUAUGUUAUCUUCUAUCUUUCAUAAACCUUUCUCUGAAUCAUUCCAAUUCCACCUUUCAAUAA
This is a messenger RNA of Protopolystoma xenopodis, 519 nucleotides long. NCBI's taxonomy places the organism in Eukaryota, Metazoa, Platyhelminthes, Monogenea, Polystomatidea, Polystomatidae. The record is from the annotation of a GenBank genome assembly.